Molecule: messenger RNA, 1575 nt
Organism: Gamsiella multidivaricata
Lineage: Eukaryota; Fungi; Mortierellomycota; Mortierellomycetes; Mortierellales; Mortierellaceae
Product: S-adenosyl-L-methionine-dependent methyltransferase
Exons: 4
Coding region: 23-1336 (437 amino acids)
Molecular function (GO): tRNA (cytidine-N3)-methyltransferase activity
Source: RefSeq, a predicted model, not a curated record
CUACACUUCAGUCAUCUCAACCAUGGAACGAAUCGAGGGCGCCGAUAAGGACUACCAGAAGGAGGAGCAAUUGAAAAGCGAUAUCGCCACCGAGACCGAGACUUCCAACAAAAGGCGUUUUUCAGAAUUAGCGGCUGAGGAGGACAGGCAGUCGAGCAAGAAGCAGGAGAUAGAACGAGUGCAGGAAAAUAUAGUAGAUCAGACUGAUGCCAAGGAUGUGAAGGAGGAGAAAGAGGAGGUUAAGGAUAAAGCAAGCAGCGACAACCACAAAAAGAAAGAAUCAAGCUCGAGGGAUGUGAAUACACCGGAUUCGAAACCAUUUGGGGGUCGGAUCCUGACGGACGAAUCUGCCGUGUUUGAACAGAACGCAUGGGAUCACGCGCCGUGGGGAGAAGAACAGGAGCAACACGCGAUGAAGGAGAUUGAGCGUCAACGGCAGGACCCGGUUCCGGAAGAAUUGGUACCUACGUACCAUGCGGAGGCGGCCGAGAACUGGAACAAAUUCUAUGCGAAGAACGAAAACCGGUUCUUCAAGGACCGUCAUUGGCUACGCAUCGAGUUUCCAGAGCUCUUUCGAAUGGUCGAAGCUGACGCGGGAAAGAAGAAUGUGUUGGAGAUUGGAUGUGGAGCAGGAAACACAAUGUUCCCGAUGUUACUUGAGAGUAAGAACCCGGAGUUAUUUGUCUACGGCUGUGACUUUUCUUCCACGGCUGUGGAGGUUGUAAGGAAUAACCCGAACUAUAACGAGAAGCGUUGCAAGGCCUUUGUAUGGGAUUUAGCGAGCGAUGAUAUCCCUCCGGAGGUCGAGCCGGAGUCAAUGGAUGUGCUUGUGUUGAUCUUUGUCCUGUCUGCACUUCAUCCGGAUAAAUGGGACCAGGCCAUGAGCAAUCUCUAUAAGCUGCUGAAGCCCGGGGGACUGAUCGUGUUCCGGGACUAUGGCCGUUACGAUAUGGCCCAGUUGCGGUUCAAGAAGAGCCGACUUUUGUCUGACAACUUUUAUGUUCGCGGAGAUGGCACCCGGGUGUACUUUUUCGACUCUGAGGAGAUCGUCAGGUUGUUUGGAUCAAAGUUCACGAUUGAACAGAAUGCAGUGGAUAGAAGGCUGAUAGUUAACCGGUUGAGGAAAGUGAAGAUGUAUAGGGUUUGGUUACAGGGCAAGUUCAGGAAACCAUUGGAGGGCGAGGCGCCGGGAAAGCCUUCGGUAACGACGGUAUCCACGAGCGAGGAGGGGAAAGUGGAGAGCAAGGGAGAGAAUACGUUGACGGAGAGUUCGCUUGCGUUGAAUACACCUUCAGAUCCGCCGGCUGCUGUACCAGAUAACACUACUGCUGUAUAGAUACACCCAGUCUUUAGUACUGCAUUUCAAUUGGUAUCAUGCUCUGAUAUCUACAAUGGUUGCGUGUAUGGGUGACAAUGGCUCCUAUUUUAGCGUUGGUUACUACGGGCUGUUGCGGUGGCCAGUUUCUGGCAUCGUAUUGUCUCAGUGCAAUUGCUGUUGCUGUUUCGCCGACACGCGUGGUAGUCCUUAGUUACUAUCGCGUGGUUUCGAAGGAGUUCAUUUUGGCGGCAUUUAAG